AUGUUGUAUUGUGCAUAUCAUGUAAUAUACGUGGUAUCUCACGUUUUAGGUCGAGCUGGACCUCAUAUGGAAGCGGCAGAAUCGAGUUGCACCCCUUCGGUUGAUGCUUCCGUUCCAAAUGCAUGUGAAUUGAAGCGGCGUCGUGUGAGUCGUGGGAAUGACGAAAGCCCAUUCGGCAGCACUUCUCCAGAGCUUGUGUCCACGUUGCCACUGAAAACACUAUCUGUAGAACGGCCUGCGCGUGCUGCAAGUUCGUCUCCACAUUUCACCAACUAUCGAGAAAAUCGCGAUGAGGAGUUUAACCUCGAUCGAAGCAGACCCUUGCGGGCAUCCGUAGGACAUGGAUGUGCGGGCAGUCGACCUACGUUGAGCCAUGGAUUUGCGUCUACACCACGUGUCUCUUCGUCGUACCGUACACGUGAGCCUCGGUAUCCGUCGCCUUCGGACUUCCUUUCGCAUUCGUUUCUCAAACAAGCUGUUAUUUUUGAUCGAAAUGUGCAACUGAAAAAGUUUCUGGAGGGUGGACUUUGGACUCGUUUACGCAACGGGAAUACACCUCCGCGAACCUCUUCGCCACAAUCUGAACCUGUGCCGACAAACAAGCCUGUAUCCGAGAGAAAGUCGAAGACAACGAAACGAAAACGUGAUCCAUGAGUCUUCGGGUUGACUGCUGCUAGCGCCUUCCUUUUUCCAUUUUGCUGGCUCCUUCCGCGUUACAUGAAUGGCGCAUAGUUGUGUUGCUUUGUGUCAAUAUUCAUCUGUAAAAUGAUGACUAAGUCAGCUCAAGGCAUGUGUGUGAGUUCCCCUCUUAAUUUUUGAAUCCACCUGCCUCGAGCAUUGACCAUGAUGUCCUCUUCCAAAAUCGUUCAGUCAUGCGGAUUGUAAUAUAUGAUAGGUUUCAAGAUAGUGCUAUUGUGUAAUAGGCUUGUGUGAUAGACGUUCUUCCUUCUGCACAUAAUCUUUUUUAUGCGAUACUGUAGUGUUCCGAAAAUUUACUUUCUUUUUUUUGCCUUUUUCUCCAUACUUUCUUCUCGGUUAGUAUUUUCGGUGCCGAAUGUUCCGCUUUAGUACUUGUGAGUGAUUAGAUUGGGCACUCUGCUCUUGUUCUCUGAACAUUUGGCUUGAUGACGGGUGCUUCUCUUCACCUCUUGUAAAAUCUUCUCGAUGUUUUCAAGGUGUCCUUAAAUCUGUAAAUAGGUUUGAUCUCUGUACUAUAUUGUUGUGUCGUAUUUUGGACAUUAUAUAGCAUUUUACUGGUAGUAAUCAUUUGGUACAAUUACGUGGUAAAUUUAAAUGUCAAAGAAGAUCGUUUAUCUAAGAAAUUAGCUUAUCUGCAAUGUAGUUCCUGCAUGUUUGUUGAUAUUUAAUAAACUGCUUAGACUCA
Messenger RNA from Cylicocyclus nassatus, 1384 nucleotides. Lineage: Eukaryota; Metazoa; Nematoda; Chromadorea; Rhabditida; Strongylidae. The record is from the annotation of a GenBank genome assembly.